Molecule: messenger RNA, 195 nt
Organism: Tetrahymena thermophila SB210
Lineage: Eukaryota; Ciliophora; Oligohymenophorea; Hymenostomatida; Tetrahymenidae
Exons: 2
Source: RefSeq, a predicted model, not a curated record
AUGAUCGCCUUAAAUUUUUAAUACCCGGAGUCUGUCAUUCACUUUUGCGACCACUCCCCAUCAAGAUUUCGAUGUAAAUUUCCUUUGGACUCAAAAAAGCUAAAUUUUCUAGGUGCUCCCGGAUACUAAAAAAAAAACAUCCACUUCUCUUCCACCUCUUCUAUUCCCUCUUUUGAUUUUGGACUCCUUUAAUGA